This is a messenger RNA of Nomia melanderi (Alkali bee), 4524 nucleotides long. RefSeq lists its product as uncharacterized. Lineage: Eukaryota; Metazoa; Arthropoda; Insecta; Hymenoptera; Halictidae. The record is from RefSeq and is a predicted model, not a curated record.
UUGACACCCCUGGAAUUAGACCAUCGAUUGUGCGCGUCGAUUGGCAAUGCUGGCCAAUAGACACAGUUAGUAACGUUCGAGAUGUGCACGGAUAACCUAAUUUCCCGAUCGUGAUAUGUCAUAUACUAGAAUGUGCGGUGUAUUUUCACGGUAAUACACGCAACACCAGCUACGCGUUUUUACGCGAAGAAAAAGACCUUUUGCAGUUUUCAAUAGGAUUCUUACGAAACUCCGACGACAGUGCGCGCACAGAGUGCGAUUGGCAUUUUCUCGAGCGCAACGUCUCCGGCUCUCUCGACGAUAUAGUUUUCCGUAUCGGCGAUCAAGGCAUUCCUCGAAAACCGCUUCUACACGGAAAACAAUGCGAAAUGUCUGCUCUCCGAUGGUGCCACGCGUUCUCGGCUAGCUAAACGUCGCAACGGACGUUGCGAAUCGGAUUCGUGGUUCUCUCAGAGAUGUAUUUCAACGACGUUUCGAUCGUUUAAAAUGUAACGAAAGCACGCGAGAGAAUUCUCUGGCAAGCGAGAGCAAAGUAACAAGGACAGAAUGAAAUUGGAUUUUUCAGGUGCGAUCCAAGAUUGUUGUUGUACGUACGCGGUAGAUUCGAGAUCCGAUUAGCUUUCCUCUAAUGACAGGGAACAAGUAUCGCUAUAUGGAAAAAUUAAGCGCGUACGUGGUUCCAGCAAGAAUAUCGUAUUACCAGUUGUCCGUACAGAAGCAUGACUUAAUUUGUAGAAGGAACGAGGGAAACUACAACGUAACAUGAUACGUCCUUUUUCGGAUGAAGAUGCCUGGUGUUACUGGGUGAUAUCCGUUGGAGCUUUACUGUCGUUUCUCGGCUUUCUGGUCGCUUGCAUUUGUAGCUGUCGGCGCAGCGACACCAAAAACGAAUUUCUUGGCCUGGCGGGUAUGGUAACGCUGAACAGUCCGGAGAACGAGAAUUUUGCUGGAAUCCCGAUAAACGACGCCUCGAGCCGCACAGCAGCCACGCAAGAUGUUACCGAGACUGCCGGCGGAAAAAGGACAAUCGGCGCGAACAGAAGUCUUCCGGAUAUACCAAAAGAUAAGAGACACGAGGACAUGGUCGAAUCGGAGUCUCAAGACAUCUACGAGACCACCGAAACGAUUGCCGAUCAUUCGGAGUUGUACGUCACCGUACAGGACGCAGGAUUGGAGGAAGAGGCCGCCGAACAGCAAACUCAAGAAGCUUUGCAACAAAACUGUUCGACCAGAGAGAACUCUAUUCGUCAGUACUCGAGAUUUGUAUCCGUUGGUUCGGACAAUGUCGAGCACCCUUACGCUCAACUUCAAGACGUUCAGAAGACCGAGACUAGUCAGUUGAAUAGAGGCAAUGUUCCGUCAACGAUCGACACCAAGAAAUCGAGCGCAUCGACGAGUCAAGUUGGCAGCGCGAAUCCGAUUGCUCCGCCUAGAACUCGACGGACGUCCUCGCACAAUUCGCUCCUCUCCGACGACAUCAUCGGUUCUCGCAGCAACGAAAUUCAAGCGGCAAACGCGAUCUCGGGUGGGGUGCAAGCGAAUCAAGAAUUACCGUACAUGACGCCGCCGCUUUUAAUGCUGUUACCGGUGACUCAGUCGCAUUCGCAGUCGCAGUCGCAAUCGCAGUCGCAAUCGCAAUCGCAAUCGUCCCAGUCGCAAUCGCAGCCGCAGUCGCAGACACAGCUGCAGGUGUCUCGAUCGGGACAACCUCAAGCUCAACCGACUAGUCCGCAGCAACACUUUAGCGGCGAUUCUCAAGACUCGAAAGGAUACACCAGUAUAAGCGUCAGAGAGCCGCUCGCCAACAUAAUCGCGCAGACGAAGACGAUCUGUCGUCAGAGUCAGUCGGGACGACCGUUGACGGAUCCUCAUUACGCGACCGUAUCGGAUGACUCGGACGAAAUGUAUGCUGCGAUCGACGAACAGGACAAAGUGUACACCAGCGGGAGCGAAACGUACGCUCAGAUACAACCGACAGCUACGGAGACGCAACGAACCACGCAAAUGGAACCGUCCUCGUCGUCCUCGUUUCCGCGAACUCCUUCUCGUUCCGACGAAACGCAACCCGCUGCUCCUCAACCGCCGAGCGUGGAUAGCUUGCGUCACGUGGCGCACGCACACUCCAGGCAAGCUUCGUCCUCGAGCGCAAACAGUUCCAUCGUAAAUCCUGGUUCGCCCAAGCCGGAGAAACGUCAAGCCAACUCUCCGUUGCCACCUCCGCCGGAAGGAACGAUGGAUAUGUACGCCUCGAUCGACAAGAGAGCCACCAGCAGCAAGACCGAGGACCGUUGUUUGAAAUCGACUCUGCUAAAUGGGAAAUCCUUGGAGGAUAUGUACGCGAAAGUGAUGAAAAAGAAGAAAGAGGCGGACGAGCAAAACGACGCGCAGCCGAGUUCUUUCGUUGCCGGUUUACACCAAGACGUCGUUAGCGUCCCAGCCUCUGCCGCUAUUGCCGCUGCCGGGUUAGCGGGCUCGGGGGGCAUGGACACGGGCACGAUCGCAGCCACGGUUGCGAUCUCGGACGCGAGUACGGCCGUAUGCGCGUGUACCUGUGCCAACGCAGGCACAGCCGCAAACAUGGACACCGUUGCGAAUACGAACGCCAAUGCGAAUAAAAUGAAAAAUACAACGACGAAUACAAAUGCGAAUGCGAACACGAACGCGACCGCGACCGCGAACGCGAAUGCAAAUAUGAUUACGGGGGGGACGGUCGCGGACGCGGUAGUUAGAAAAACGAAUGCGGUCGAAACGAAGAGAAGUUCUUGGUCCAGUCACGAUUCUAUGGAAGCGCAGAGAAAGGAGCUCGAUUUUCCCGGCUGCUCCUUUCUGUCGAACAAAUCGACGGGAAGUAACGUUCACGCGGAAGCGGACGCUUCGUCGAAACCGAUCAAACUGGACGGCGAAAACACGGCCGAUUCCUAUCCGUAUUCGUCGAAGGAGCCGCAGUUCAGUCUCGACUACGGUUACGAGGCGGUCGCUUCCGAUCCUUCGAAAAAGAAUCCGGCGAACCGAUCGGCGCUGGUUCGCGAUCCGAAUUACGAGUCGUUUCGGACUCGGCAGCAUUCCUUCGCGGAAAGCGUGGUCGGUAACUACGCCCUGCCCGGGCCGCGGCAUACCGUGGACUUGUCGAGCAGCUACAACGCGGCGGCGCUUCCGCUGAAGCACAGGCAGGCGAGCAACGCCAGCAGCGAGGAUCCGGGCUACGAGAAGGUCAGGCUGCGCAGAAGGAUCGACACGGACCACGAUACCGACUCCGAGCCAAAUUACGAGAGCAUGCCGCACGACUCGGGAGAGCCGAAUUACGCGUCGGUUUGCCGUCCGGGCGACAGCGACACCGAUCCCAACUACGAGUCCGUGAAUCACGGCGAUCCCAAUUACGAGAGCGUCAAGUACAUGACCGUCGCCCGGACCGACGAACCACCCUACGAGCAAGUCCACGGAUUUCAGUCCGAUCCGAAUCUAGACGGGUACGAACAGGUGAAGAAACGCUUGUACAGCGCCGAUUACGAGAGGAUUCAACUGCAUCAUUCCACGGAACCGAUCAGCAACGGAGACACCGACGACGAACAAUACGUCCAAGUCUAAUCCCGACCACGUCGCUCCUUAGAUAAUCUUCCCCUUUUUCUUUUUUCUUUUUUCUUUUUUCUCUUCCCUCUUCCCUCUUCCCUCUUCCCUCUUCCCUCUUCCCUCUUCCUUCUUCCUUCUUCGUUCUUUAUUCGAGCCCUCGCCUCGAUUCAACCAGAAAAAGCCGAGAGUGUACGUUUUCACACCGUUAACUUUCUCCAAUGUAAGACUGACGAAAACAACCUGCGAUAAUCCUACCAGAUGUAUCUACCCCGAGCAUAGGUAUGUUUUCCGCCUUUUCCUUUUCAAUCAAAUUCUCUACGGUUGAACAUAAUGCGCGAUAUCUCGUAUCUUGCUAGUUUUAUACUAAACGCGUAUUUAUAUGUAUAAUGCAAACGGCUCCGUUCGCGAGGCAAACCGGAGUUGCGCAUUUAAUCGAGAAUAACGGUGUCGCGAACGGCAACGAUUCAGUUGCGCGAUACCGCAGUUUCAAAGAGAUCUAUACACCGAACCAUAUUUAUUCGUAUCAGCGUAGCGAUUGUACGUUAUAGUUUAUUUCUUUUCCGAUUUCCUCUUUUCUCUUGUAUCCUGCCCGAAAGCCCGCCCGCCCCCCUUUCCUUCUCUCCGCAUCUUCCGUUUUCCGGUCAAGCAAUUGUCAAGUAUAAAUUCACGAACGGUUAACAGUUACGCAACGUCGAAUCUUGAUCCAAGUAACUUGCGCGCGAUAAAUCGAUGCAGCGAUGCUAUCGCGAUAAAACUAAAACGUGUAUACUCGUUUCGAGUGGUCGUUACACGCGCACUCGCACGCGUACACAUCUUCUCUUCCACAGAAUCGAAUCGAAAGGAUAUGAAAAGAAUUUUAUAACGAACCAUACUCUCUUAUUAACCGCAACGAUUUGUAUUCUUUUAUAUCCCAUUGUAAAAUAAAACGUUUUGUAUACACUGUAAAGAAUAUGGUCU